Messenger RNA from Eufriesea mexicana, 1194 nucleotides. RefSeq names its product lipoyl synthase, mitochondrial (gene Las). The record is from RefSeq and is a predicted model, not a curated record. Bases 67 to 1194 code for a protein of 375 amino acids. Gene Ontology annotation, cellular component: mitochondrion. Lineage: Eukaryota; Metazoa; Arthropoda; Insecta; Hymenoptera; Apidae. Gene Ontology annotation, biological process: lipoate biosynthetic process. The transcript has 6 exons. Gene Ontology annotation, molecular function: 4 iron, 4 sulfur cluster binding; lipoate synthase activity.
AUAGAUUUAUUAUCAUAAUUGAUAGUAUUCUGUGCUGUCAAGUUUUUUAUUAUUUGUGGAGGUUAUAUGAAUGUUCAUUUACAGAUAAUCAUGUUUCAAGUUCUUUUCAAUAAUUCAAGUCGAACAAAAAUAUUUACUGUUUGCAAUUUUCAUUCAACGCAGUUGCAAUGCCUCAAAGAAAAAACUUUCUCUCAAAAAUUAGAAGAGGGGCCAGAUUUAAAAGAUUUUAUUGCUGACACAUUUAAAGAAUAUGAUGGAAAGUUGAAAUUAGAAAAGGGAGAUAAAUCCCGUUUGAGAUUACCACCUUGGCUUCAAACAAAAAUACCUAUGGGUAAAAAUUAUAGUAGAAUAAAGGCACAGUUAAGACAAUUACAAUUAAGUACUGUAUGUGAAGAAGCACGAUGUCCCAACAUUGGAGAAUGUUGGGGAGGUGGUUCACAUGGAACAGCAACUGCUACAAUUAUGUUAAUGGGUGAUACAUGUACCCGUGGUUGUCGUUUCUGCUCUGUAAAAACGUCACGUACACCAUUACCAUUAAAUCCAGAAGAACCAAUAAAUACAGCAACUGCAAUAACAAAUUGGGGUUUGGACUAUAUUGUACUUACAUCAGUGGAUAGAGAUGAUUUAAGUGAUGGAGGAGCUAAUCACAUUGCAGAAACAGUGAAAGAAAUUAAAAAAAGAACCAAUAUUUUUGUGGAAUGUUUGGUACCAGAUUUUAGAGGAGAUAAAGAUUGUAUCAUAACAAUUGUAAAUUCUAAUCUUGAUGUAUUUGCCCAUAAUAUUGAAACUGUUGAACGUUUAACUCCAUUUAUUAGAGAUAGACGUGCUAACUAUAGGCAAUCAUUGAGGGUUUUAAAAACAGCAAAAGAAUGCAAUCCAGAAAUAAUUACAAAAUCAUCACUAAUGCUAGGAUUAGGUGAAACUGAUGAAGAAAUUGAACAAACAAUGAAAGAUUUGAAAGAUGUAGGUGUAAGUGCUUUAACACUUGGACAAUAUAUGCAACCUACAAAAAGACAUUUAAAAGUUAUUGAAUAUGUUAAACCUGAAAAAUUUAAAAAGUGGGAAAGUACAGGAAAUGAACUAGGAUUUUUAUACACUGCAAGUGGUCCAUUAGUGCGUUCAUCAUAUAAAGCUGGAGAAUUUUUCUUAACAAACAUAUUGAAAAAACGCAAAAGCAAACAGAUUAAGAACUAA